This is a messenger RNA of Trichosurus vulpecula (common brushtail), 1578 nucleotides long. It is a transcript of the gene FAXDC2, whose product is annotated as fatty acid hydroxylase domain containing 2. Bases 194 to 1195 code for a protein of 333 amino acids. The transcript is spliced from 10 exons. NCBI's taxonomy places the organism in Eukaryota, Metazoa, Chordata, Mammalia, Diprotodontia, Phalangeridae. Gene Ontology annotation, molecular function: C-4 methylsterol oxidase activity; iron ion binding. The record is from RefSeq and is a predicted model, not a curated record. Gene Ontology annotation, biological process: sterol biosynthetic process.
GACUUCUCAGAAACAUGAGCAAUAUACCAGCCAGCCUCCAGACCUGAGGUUAGCGUUAGCAGCAGCGUUAAGCAGCGGCAGAAGCAGCAACAGCAGCAGCAACAGGUCGGGGCUAGGAAAGGGAAGAUCGAACUGUGGCUGGGGGUAGCCCAGGGGAUUUUUUGGAAGCCUGACAUUUCAGCAGGGAGCAGAGAUGAAGGGAAAAGUCAGGGACCCGCUACCAAGUGAGAGGCCAAAGCAGGAGGGGCAUAUCUGGGGCUCUAUGAAGAGGACUGCCUUCAUUCUAGGCUCUGGUCUGCUUUUGUCUGUGGCUUUUUGGAACUCUGUCACCUGGCAUCUGCAGAAAUUUUGGGGUGCCUCAGGCUACUUCUGGCAAGCCCAGUGGGAGAAGAUACUUUCUACUUUUGCAGGAAAGGAGUGGAUCCUCUUCUUUCUAGGUAUAGUUCUUAUUCCUACCAUAUUAUUUUGGAGUUUUAAUGCCCUUUUUCUGGUGGUGGACACAACUGGGAAGCCACAUUUUAUCUCCCGCUACCGAAUUCAAGAUGGCAAGAAUGAUCCUGUAGACCCCAUAAAACUCCGCCAGACCCUUGUUAUCGUCCUCUGCAACCAGUACAUCAUCUCCUUCCCCAUGCUGGGGCUCUUCUAUACCUUCCUCAAGUGGCGAGAAGAUCCCUGCCGCCCUGAGCUGCCCACCUUUCACUGGUUCCUCUUGGAGCUGUCUGUCUUCAUACUGAUAGAAGAAGUCAUGUUCUACUAUUCACACCGGCUUCUUCAUCACCCCAUGUUCUAUAAGCGAUUCCAUAAGAAACAUCAUGAGUGGACGGCCCCCAUCGGUGUGGUCUCUCUCUAUGCUCACCCUGUAGAGCAUGUGGUCUCCAACAUGCUGCCAGCCAUGGUGGGUCCCAUGGUAAUGGGCUCUCACCUGUCUUCCAUCACCAUGUGGUUUUCCUUGGCUCUCAUCAUCACCACCAUUUCUCACUGUGGUUACCACCUGCCUUUUCUGCCUUCACCGGAAUUCCAUGACUACCAUCACCUCAGAUUCAACCAGUGCUAUGGAGUGCUGGGGGUACUUGACCAUCUUCAUGGGACUGAUACCACAUUCAAGCAAACGAAGGCCUAUGAAAGACAUGUGCUGCUGCUGAACCUUACUCCUCUCUCUGAGAGCAUCCCCGACCCACCCAAGAAGAUAGAGUGAGAUAAAGAAGCUGAGACCCAGAAAAAAAUGACUUGCCCAACGUCAUAAGAGUGGCAAUUGGCAGAGCUGGGAUUUGAAUCCAGGUCCUCUACUUCACAUUAAGGGCUCUUUCCACUGUACCAUGCUGUCUCAAAUUUCAUCGCCUUUUCUACCCUCCCACUCCCCAGGACAUGAUAAGUUCUUUCCUUAUCGUGGCCAGAGAGGUUCUCUUCAGCUGUCUCCCAAGGAUCCUUUCAAGAAUAUCUCAAAGUACCCCCAGAUAAAAGCUGGGCUGCCUGCAUUUAGUCCCAGGGUACCACUCUGAGUUUGGGGCUGCGGCCUUUCUAUCCCCUGUCAUCUAUGCCUGCAAAUAAAAACAAUUAAAAAAAGCUUCAGUUCAAGAA